Molecule: messenger RNA, 621 nt
Organism: Dioscorea cayenensis subsp. rotundata (Guinea yam)
Lineage: Eukaryota; Viridiplantae; Streptophyta; Magnoliopsida; Dioscoreales; Dioscoreaceae
Product: 30S ribosomal protein S17, chloroplastic-like
Exons: 1
Coding region: 39-464 (141 amino acids)
Biological process (GO): translation
Cellular component (GO): ribosome
Molecular function (GO): structural constituent of ribosome
Source: RefSeq, a predicted model, not a curated record
GGCCACCACUACGAGCCCUUCACUCUCCAUCUCCAACGAUGAUCCUCACCUCGCCCUUCAUCCAUGGCGCCCUUCCCUCCCUCCGCCUCCCAAAGCUCCAACCUUUCUCCUCUUCUCCACCUCCUCCACCUCCCUCCAUCUCCAUUUCGAUCAAAGCCAUGAAGACGAUGCAGGGCCGAGUCGUCUGCGCCACCAACGACAAGACCGUCGCUGUCGAGGUCGUCCGCCUCGCGCCUCACCCCAAGUACAAGCGCCGCGUCCGCAAGAAGAAGAUCUACCAGGCUCACGACGCUGACAACCGAUUCCGUGUCGGCGAUUUUGUUCAGCUCGAGCAGUCCCGUCCUAUCAGCAAGACUAAGUCCUUCAUCGCUUUGCCUGUCACUGCUAAGAAUGUGCCUAAAGGCUCUGAGUCUAUUCCUGAAGAGCUGUUAGGGAUUCCACUCCAAUCGCAGCAGCAGGAGUAAUUGAGAGAAACCUUAUCUUGUUCUUUCUCUAAUUCGUGGUGUACUUCCUUGUUCUGCCUUAAGUUGGGAUUUUUAUGAGAAUUCAAUGUGUUUAGUGUUUUGGUUUGGUUUCUUUUAACAAUUGCUCUCUUGAAUGGCUACUGAUGGUUUUUGAUAA